This is a messenger RNA of Saitoella complicata NRRL Y-17804, 3555 nucleotides long. Its product is annotated as condensin complex component cnd1. Lineage: Eukaryota; Fungi; Ascomycota; Saitoellomycetes; Saitoellales; Saitoellaceae. Gene Ontology annotation, biological process: meiotic chromosome condensation; mitotic cell cycle; mitotic chromosome condensation. Bases 1 to 3555 code for a protein of 1184 amino acids. Gene Ontology annotation, cellular component: nucleus; condensed chromosome, centromeric region. The record is from RefSeq and is a predicted model, not a curated record. The transcript has a single exon. Gene Ontology annotation, molecular function: histone binding.
AUGGCCGAUCAGUUUGAUCUGAGAGCUGAGCUUGCGGCCUACUUGGAUGACCCUUCCUCGGUCGCGACGCAGUUGGACCUCUCGUCUGCCAGCCAGAAGGAAUGCGAUAGAUAUAUCAACACUACAAUCGACACGCUGUCUACAUCUCCCGAAGCUAUCAAGAAUGACGAAAUCUUCGACGUGCUUAAAGCGCUCCUCAAGAAUUGUGCUGCUUUGACGCCAACGCAGAUGUCGAAGAUCAUGGACCUCAUCGUCUCUUCAUUACAAUCCGAGACCGAGAUCCUCGCAUCAGAUAUCGAACAGCCAGACCCAGAGCUGCUCGUCUUACACAGACAGAUCUGCGAGAUGUACGCCUUUCUUUUGCAGUGGGUAGUCAUAGCGGCGGAUGGUGCACAAGCCGCAAAAGCAGUUCCCGCACGUCGUGGUAAGACAGCAAAGCCAAAGGCAGCAAUAGAACCAACAACCUGGGAUUCAACAAGUCAAGUACAAGCUGCACUGGACGUCGUAUGCAGGCUAUUAGGACUGAAGCUCGGUAGAAUAUGGCAAACCACAUCAGAACGCGACCUGUUUAUCGGCCUCUUCACACGACCUAUCUGGCUCAUUGCGGAAUCGGAGCAGCGCAUGAAGGUUGUCGCACUUCGCAUGAGGAUGUACAAAGUCCUCUGUAUCUCCAUCAAACAUCACGGACAGGCCUUUGCAGCACAAACCUCGAUCGUCCAGGCCUUGCAAUACUUCGAGCACCUAUCGGAGCAUACGGCCGAAUUCCUUCAAAUCCUGGCAGAGCAGUACGACUAUCCACAACUCGCCGAGGAAGUUGUCAGAGAGCUGUCCAGUAAAGAGUUUGCCGCCGCAGACACCAAAGGCCCGAAAAGCGUAGCAACUUUCGUCGUCAAGCUCAGUGAAUUGCUUCCCCGAAGCGUCCUGAAACAAAUGACGUCUCUUGCACGGCAACUUGAUUCAGAAGCUUACGCUGCGCGCAACGGAGUUAUUGAAGUGUGCGGGAACCUGAUCGCCUAUAUGUCUCAGCAAGAACAGAGUGACCAGGCGGAGAACCACAAAACACAGAUCAACGGUUUCUUCGAUGUUUUGGAGGAGCGCUUCUUGGAUAUCAAUCCAUAUUGCAGAAGCAAGGUGUGCCAGGUUUAUACUAGAUUGUGUGACUUGGAGACCAAGUUCCCAAAGCGAAAGCAGAUUGUUGCCGACCUUGCCGUUCGUAGCCUGGAGGACAAGUCCAGCAAUGUACGAAGGAAUGCAAUCAGGCUUCUUACGAAGCUACUGUCGACUCACCCUUUCGGCUUGAUGCACGGCGGACAACUUACUCAGAAUGAGUGGAUCGCGAGGUUGGAGCAGGUCAAUGCCGAGCUUACGGCGUUGGAGCCUCCGGUGGGCACACCUGGAUUGGCAGAGAAGGCGCCGUCUACAGACGUGGAAGACAUUCUUGAUGACGCGACCGAAGCAAGCAUCAUGGAUGUUGAUAUGGACGAUGCUGGCGAGGAAGCUCCUUCAACGCCAAGGAAGAAGGCGCCUGCCCGUGAUGAAGAGGCGACUCCGAAAGCCCAACAACCGAAAGAGGUCGACCAGGAGAGUCUGAUGAGGCUACAGUUGACGAAGCGUUACUACACAGAAGCACUCCGCUUCAUCGAGUCCCUCCAUGAAGGAUCCAAGGUUGUUGCUCAGCUUCUUGCAUCAAAGAAUAAGUCGGAGAUCAUUGAGGCCAUGGACUUCUUCGUCGUUGCCGACGCCUACAAACUCGAAACCUCCAAGCUCGGAAUCAGGAAGAUGCUUCAUCUCAUCUGGACAAAGGGUAACAGUGAUGAAGGCAAGGGUGUCCAAUCUCACCUCAUCGAGUGCUACCGUGGCUUGUUCUUCGAAGCGCCGGACCAUCUAUCGCCGAAUGACGCUGCGAACUUCGUGGCGAGGAACAUGAUGAGUUUGACGUAUGGAGCUACAUUAGCCGAGUUGACAAGUCUGGAGCAGUUGUUGAGCACCAUGAUGAAGGAGGGUGAUUACAUCUCGGACCACGUCGUCCAGAAGUUGUGGCAGGUGUACGGCGUGCAAAGAAAGGAAAUUUCGAAAUCGCAACGCAGAGGUGCAAUCAUCGUACUCGGCAUGCUCGGUCUUGCGAAUCCUGAGGUCAUUGUUAACGAGCUUGAGACUCUGUUGCGUGUUGGCCUCGGACUGUUGGGGCGUACCGACUUGGCAUUGGCAAAGUACAGCUGUAUUGCCCUCCAGCGAAUCCAACCAAACAGGAAAGCGACACAAGGACAGCCCGAUAGGGCAACUGUCGCGAAGUUGCCCAAUGAUCAUACAGUCUUUUCCAGGUUGUACAGUAUCGUGUUGAUGUCUUCAGGGAGCAAGGAAUGGUUCGGGGUCGCUGAGCAGGCUAUCAACGCAAUCUACUUACUAGCGGAACACCCUGACAUUAUUUGUGGCGAAGCUAUCCGACAGAAGACCAGGGCCGUGUUCCAGCGCACAGCACAAUAUCAUGCGGAGGAUGCGAUGGAAGUGGAGGAUGGGGAACAGGAGACUGUUGCCGACACCGAGGCCUCGCAAGAUCAGUCGACUACCGGAUUGGCUCAGCUACUCUUCAUUGUUGGUCACGUCGCGAUCAAGCAGAUCGUUCAUAUUGAAGCUACGGAAAGGGAAUUCAAGCGGCGGAAGGCCAAUGCAGCGAAAAAGUCUGCAGCGUCUGCUUUCAGCAAGGGCGCACCGGUUGAAGCCGAUGAGCUCGAAGCAAUCGGCGGUACCUCCGAGGACGAUUUUACCGAUGCUAUGGCACAAAUCCGAGAACAUGAACUGCUGUACGGUGACAAAUCGCUGCUUGCACGCUUCGGUCCUAUGAUUGCCGAUAUCUGCCAAAAUAAUCUGGUCUACAAGGACAAGGAUUUGCAGUCCGCGGCAGCGCUUGCUUUGGCCAAGUUGAUGUGUGUCUCUUCUGAGUUCUGCGAAAGACACUUACCGUUGCUCCUGACGAUUCUUGAGCGUUCGCACGAUCCCAUCACUAGGAGCAACGUUGUUAUUGCUUUGGGUGAUAUGACAGUCUGCUUCAAUCAUCUCGUCGACGAGAACACUGACUUCCUGUACCGUCGUCUCAAUGACCGCGACCCGUCUGUUACCAAGACAUGCUUAAUGACCCUUACCUUCCUUAUCCUGGCCGGUCAGAUCAAGGUCAGAGGUCAACUUGCCGGAAUGGCCAAAUGUCUCGAAAACUCCGACAAGCGUAUUGCAGAUUUGGCGAAGAUGUUCUUUACAGAGCUCGCAACCAAGGAUAACGCGAUUUACAACGGCUUUACGGAUAUCUUCUCAGUCUUGAGUGCUGACCAAGAAGUGAGCGAAGAUACUUUCAGGAGGAUCGUCAAGUUCCUCAUGACAUUCAUCGAGAAAGAGAAGCACGCUAAGCAGCUUGCGGACAAAUUGGUCUCUCGAUUGCCUCACUGCGAUUCCGAGAGGGCUUGGAACGAUGUUGCAUAUGCGCUAUCGCUGCUACCACACAAGAAUGAGGAUAUCCAGAAGACAAUUGCGGAAGGAUACAAGUUUGCUGGAGUAGAAGCAUGA